Messenger RNA from Bipolaris zeicola 26-R-13, 2553 nucleotides. RefSeq lists its product as uncharacterized. NCBI's taxonomy places the organism in Eukaryota, Fungi, Ascomycota, Dothideomycetes, Pleosporales, Pleosporaceae. Gene Ontology annotation, cellular component: mitochondrion. Bases 1 to 2553 code for a protein of 850 amino acids. The record is from RefSeq and is a predicted model, not a curated record. The transcript has a single exon. Gene Ontology annotation, molecular function: protein binding; oxidoreductase activity.
AUGGCGACUUCUCAGCGUGUUGUCAUUAUCGGCGCCGGAAUCGUCGGCACCAAUCUGGCCGAUGAGCUGGUUUCAAGAGGAUGGAAGGACAUCACAGUUGUUGAGCAGGGUCCUUUGAGUAUGCCGGGUGGUUCUACAUCACAUGCCCCCGGCCUGGUCUUCCAAACAAACCCUUCGAAAACAAUGACGUUGCUCGCAAAAUACACUGUCGAAAAGCUGUCAGCCCUGGAGAAGGAUGGACAGAACUGCUUCAACCAAUUGGGUGGCUUGGAAGUUGCGACUACACCGGAGCGUUUGGAAGAGCUCAAGCGCAAGCAUGGAUAUGCACAGUCUUGGGGCAUAGAGGCCCGCUUGAUCACUCCUGAAGAGUGCCUUGAGAAGUACCCUCUCCUGAACAAGGACAUCGUCCUUGGAGGUCUACACAUCCCAAGCGACGGCCUCGCAUUGGCAGCUCGCGCAACACAAAUUCUCAUCGAGAACACACGCAACGCCGGCGUAAAGUAUCUCGAACAUACUCUCGUUACUGGUAUUGAGCAAGCAAACGGCCAAGUAACCGGCGUCACAACAAACAACGGUUCAAUCCCAGCGGACAUAGUCGUUUCAUGCGCAGGAUUUUGGGGCGUAGAGAUUGGCGCUAUGAUCGGUCUCAAGGUUCCGCUCCUUCCGCUCGGUCACCAGUACGCAAAGACGACACCCGUUCCCGGUCUCCAAAACCGUGAAGUUAACGGAAAGAUCAAUGCUAUGAACGCCGAAUACCCGAUCCUGCGACACCAAGAUCAGGACUUAUACUAUCGAGAGCAUGGAGAGCAAUUUGGCAUUGGUUACUACGGCCAUCGCCCAAUGCCUGUCAAAGCUUCUGAGUUGGGUGUCACUCCCAAGCAUGUCGAUGAGAAGAGUAUGCCAUCUCGAUUAGACUUCACACCCGAAGACUUUGAGCCAGCUUGGCAAGCCACCAAAGAACUACUUCCCGCUCUGCGCCAGACUGAGAUUGUAGACGGUUUCAACGGAAUCUUCUCUUUCACACCUGACGGCGGAUCCGUGGUUGGACAAGCUCCUAACCUCGACAAUUUCUGGGUAGCUGAGGCGGUUUGGGUCACCCACUCAGCCGGUGUGGCUCGGGCUGUUGCAGAGACGUUGACAGAGGGCCGAUCGACUGUCGACAUCUCCGAGUGUGAGCUAACACGAUUUGAAGAAGUCCAACUGAGCCCAGAGUACGUCAGCGAAACUUCGCAGCAGAACUUUGUUGAGAUCUACGACAUCAUCCACCCUCUCGCACCUAAGGAAAGCCCCCGAAACCUCCGAGUUAGCCCUUUCUACGCCCGACAGAAGGAACAGGGCGCGUUCUUCCUCGAAGUUGGAGGAUGGGAACGUCCACACUGGUAUGAGGCAAACGCUGGAUUGGUACAAACUUUGCCAGACGAGUGGAAACCAGUCGACCGUGACGCCUGGUCAUCCAAGUUCUAUUCGCCCAUUGCUGCCGCUGAAGCGUGGAAGACACGAAAUGCUGUAGCAUUAUACGACAUGACUACCUUUCACCGUUUCGAGGUAUCUGGACCUGGUGCAGUUCACCUGCUUCAGAGACUUACAACUAGCGACGUCUCUGCAAAGCCUGGAAGUAUCGUUCAUACCUUGCUCGUCAACGCUCAUGGCGGUGUCUUGAGCGACCUUUUCGUAUCCAGGAUCGAAGAAGAUCUGUUCCAGGUGGGCGCCAACACUGCAACCGACCUUGCAUACCUCAUCCGUGAGGGCCGCCAUCAGGAAAAGCACACACCCGGUAAAUGGAUUCAAGUGCGAGACAUUACAGGCAGCACUUGUUGUCUUGGUCUUUGGGGCCCUAGGGCUCGGGAUGUCAUCCAAACAGUCAGCUCAGAUGACUUCAGCAACAAGGGACUACCUUACAUGGGUGUCAAGAAGACCAGCAUAGCAGGCAUUCCUGUCACUAUGUUCAGGAAGUCUUUUGUAGGAGAGUAUGGAUGGGAGAUCCAGACUACGCCUGACUUUGGUCUGCGACUUUGGGAUCUGUUAUGGCAGGCAGGGAGACCUCAUGGACUCAUCGCUGCUGGCCGCGCAGCGUUCAAUGGUCUACGAAUAGAAAAGGGCAUCCGAGCGUCAGGAUCCGAUAUGAAUUCUGAGCACAACCCUUGGGAAGCUGGAGUAACAUAUGCGAUCCAACUGGAUAAGAAGGCAGAAUACGUUGGUAAAUCUGCUUUGGAGAAGCUUUCGAAGAAGGUUGCUCCUCGCCGGCUCAGGUGUCUCACCGUCGAUGACGGUCGAUCAAUGGUGCUGGGCAAAGAGCCAGUCUUUGUCAAGGGCCAAAGAGCUGGCUAUGUCACUAGUGCAGCUUUCGGUUACACUGUCAGGAAGCCUGUGGCAUAUGCAUGGCUUCCAAGCAACAUUAGUGAAGGGGCGUCAGUGGAGAUCGAGUACUUUGGCAAGAAGAUCAAGGCCACAGUGACUCGCGACCCUCUGCACGAUCCACAAGAGCGCCGUCUGCGUGGUGAAGGAUCAACUGCUCAGCCAGAGCUACAGAAGAGGCUGAAGUCGCUCCUAUGA